Messenger RNA from Vespa crabro (European hornet), 4552 nucleotides. It is a transcript of the gene Chsy, whose product is annotated as chondroitin sulfate synthase 1. Lineage: Eukaryota; Metazoa; Arthropoda; Insecta; Hymenoptera; Vespidae. Gene Ontology annotation, molecular function: glucuronosyl-N-acetylgalactosaminyl-proteoglycan 4-beta-N-acetylgalactosaminyltransferase activity. The transcript has 6 exons. The record is from RefSeq and is a predicted model, not a curated record. Gene Ontology annotation, cellular component: Golgi cisterna membrane. The coding region runs from base 834 to 3311 and encodes 825 amino acids.
UUUAAAAAUAUGAUUAUUUCGAAUGUCGAGUAGUUUAUGUAGAAAGAGUAAUUCACGACUUGAACAAAUCACGUGUGGUUCAUAAAUCUUAAUAUUAUGUCCUGUUCGAUGAAAGAAAAAAAUUGCGGUUCUGUCAUUCCAGAAACGUACUCCAAGUUAAUCUGGAUUUUCUAAUUAACCUUAUACUUAGUUUACAUUGCACGAUAUGUGGUCACAAUUAAAAUUUAUUAAGUUUAUAUAGUGUUAUACAUAAACAUAUUAUAAAUAAAUAAAUUGGAAUUAUUUGAGAUUUUAUUUAGAAUACAAAGAAGUUUUAUCAAAGCCAGACUUCUUAGUUCGACAGAAGGCUCCUAUUCUCAAAAGCAUUCAUAAAUUUAAUGAAGCAUAAAAGAAGAACAGCUCUGUGAACCGUGAAGCAUUCAUCGCUUAGAAAAAUCAAGCGACGAUCAUCCAUGUCAACAGUCGUUCAAUCAAAGAAGACAAACGUUUCUUCAUUCUGUUUGCUAUUCGAACAAUCUUCGGGCAGUAGCAUAACUCUGCUCGGACGAUUCCGCGUUAGGCCAUCGACGAGCUUGCUUUCGUCGUCCGUGGUAACAAUUAACAGCUAGUCUUUGUUCGUAGUCGUGCGUAGAAGAUUAUCUUGAGCCACUCCUUCAGACAAUUUUACUAUCCAACGGGGUCCAAAGUGAUCUAUACAAAUAAGUAAAAUUGACAAUGGGCUCGUCGAAAGAGGGGCGGAAUCAUCCAAAAGCGGUAGCCAAACGAAGAUCGACAACGUGGAGGAGAACGAUAAUGAGCCAAGACGGAACUAGACAAAUCCCGGAAGAGAGUGAAUGGGAGAGGUGACGUAUCGUUCAGCGAUGCGCAAGAGACGUGGCCUGGCCAGUGCCGUUCUGGGCCUGACAGUGGGUCUCGUGUGUGGCCUUCUGAUCGGUGGUUAUCGGAUACUCGUGUCAAACAAUCUUCAGCGAUCUGGUUGGCCAUCAUCCUCAUCAUUCUCGAUAGUUUCUCCUACACUGAGCAGUUUGAUACUAGAACCGACGGUACGAAAUAUGCCAAAAUUGUCGGAUGAUGAACGUAUUAACAGUUCUUCCGAUAGUCUGGUCUUUGUCGGUGUUAUGACAGCAAAGAAAUAUCUCGAAACGAGAGCUAAAGCAGUUUACGAGACUUGGGGUAAAGAAUUACCAGGUAAAAUAGCCUUUUUCUCGUCGGAAAGUUCAAUCGUGCCAGGAAAUUGUCCUGAUCUACCAUUGGUACCGCUUCCCCGAGUCGACGAUAGUUAUCCACCACAGAAGAAAUCCUUCAUGAUGUUGCAAUACAUGUGGAACCAUUAUGGCGACCGCUUCGAAUGGUUUUUCAGAGCGGACGAUGACGUUUAUGUUAGAACCGAUCGUUUAGAGAGUUUUCUUAGGUCCAUCGAUUCAAGGAAACCUAUGUAUAUUGGACAAGCUGGUAGAGGUAAUUCCGAGGAGUUUGGAUUAUUAUCUCUUGAAUAUGAUGAAAACUUUUGCAUGGGUGGCCCCGGUGUUAUUCUUUCGAAAGAAACGCUUAGAAGAAUAGUUCCUCAUAUCAAGUAUUGCUUACAACAUCUUUACACCACUCAUGAGGACGUCGAGUUGGGUAGAUGUGUUCAAAAGUAUGCUGGGAUUCCUUGCACUUGGAGCUAUGAGAUGCAAUCAAUCCUUUAUCAUAAUAGCAGUGGAGAUCAGGCGUUUACGGGUAAUCUCAAGAGAAAGGAAGUACAUCGUGCCAUUACUUUACAUCCUAUAAAAACUUCUCCAUACAUGUACAGACUUCAUAAUUAUAUGAGGGGAUUAAAAGUACAAGACUUGCAACAAGAAAAAAUUAAGUUGCAAAGAGAUAUCUAUACGAUGACAAAAGAAUUGAGUAUUAAUCUCGAUCACUUGAGAAAUUACCAAUUGGCUGAUGCUGUAUCGCUCUUCCCUGUCAACCCUUAUUCCGAGAAUUAUCCUGGUGACACGGAAAUAUUAGGUGUUCCCCUUGGAAUUCGUACCUUUAAACCAACUAUAAGCGACGAAGUCAUCCCUUGGGAUUUCAUUUCAAAGUCGGAAUAUAGCUUGAGCGAUUUCAAUCCUAGAAGACGAAUCCACAGUGACAUUAAAGAGGGUUUGGAGGAUAUUACUAGGGAAGUAAUGGCUUCUAUAAAUGCCUGCUCGAGACAACGUGGUCGGGUAGUCGACGAACGAUCUGCUCUUUAUGGUUACAGAAGAGUGAACUCCUAUGGCGCUGACACAAUUUUAGAUCUACUUUUGGUCUAUCGUAAAUAUAGAGGCAAAAAAGUCACUUUGCCAGUUAGAAGACAUAUUUAUCUUCAUCAACAUUUUACCGGAUUAGAAAUACGAGAAGUGAUAUAUGAUGAAGGAUUUAAGAAAGAUGAUCAAGAAAACGAAGAAAGAUCUGUACAAAAUAUUUUACAUAGGAAAUUCCUAGAUUUAAAUUUCAAAUCUCGUAAAAAUGUGAAUACUAUACAAGAAAAAAUCAUACAUUUCAUAUUACCCUUGUCCGGACGAUACGAAGUAUUUCAAAGAUUUUUACAAAAUUACGAAGAAGUGUGCUUAACGAGUGGUGAAAAAACAGAAUUAUUGGUAGUAUUAUAUCAACAUAAAAUAGAGGAUUCUUUGAACAAAACGAUAGAUUUAAUUGAACAAUUGAAGUACAAAUAUCGCAGUGCUAGUAUUGACGUAAUUUUAGGUUCUGGAGAAUUUGCAAGGGCUAAUGCUCUUCACGAAGGAGUUACUAAAAUGAAAGACGAAGAUUUAUUAUUCUUCAUUGACGUAGAUAUCGUUUUUACAAGUUCUGCUCUAUAUCGUAUACGAUUAAAUACAUUAAUGAAUAGGCAAAUUUAUUUUCCUAUAGUUUUUAGUGAAUACGAUCCAAAGAUCGUUUAUGAAAGUUCAAAGAAACAUGACAAAUAUGUUAUUACGGAAAUUGCUGGUUAUUGGAGGCAAUUUGGUUUUGGUAUUGUAUCAUUAUAUAAAAAAGACUAUGAUGUCGUUGGUGGGUUUGAUUUAUCGAUUCGAGGUUGGGGUAAAGAAGAUGUAGUAUUUUUUGAGAAGGUCGUUAAGUCAAAGAUAGAAGUUUUUAGAGCAGCUGAUAGAAAUUUGAUUCAUGUGUUCCAUGAUGUCGAGUGUGGCAAAGAACUCUCUGAUACGCAAUUAUCAAUGUGUAUGGGUACUAAGGCUGACACUUAUGCAGGACUCGAAACACUCGCUAAAAUUAUUUAUGAAAAUCCUGAAUACUUAAAAUUUGCCAAGGAAAGACGAUUAAAAUUAACGAAGGCUAGAUCUUGAUACUAAUAAGCCAAAAAUUACAAAAACGAAUAAUAUAUAUAAAAAUAAUUUAUAUAUAUAUUAUUUCAAGAUAAUGUGUUCUAUUCACUGUUUUAAGUGUACAUACACAUUAAUUUAGUUGUUUCUUUUUUUUAAUUUAUUAUUUACGCCAAAUAUUUUACAUUUUAUUAUACAUUUACAUGUAAAUGCCAUUAUUAUGCGUAAUAUAUAAUUUUCAAAGUUAUUUUUAUACGUAUAUGUAAAAAAAACAGUAAAAUUUUACCGUACCAUUAGAUCAUAAUGUUUGUUACAAACAUAAGUUAAUACUAGUAUCAUCAAAGAACGGAACUAUAAAAUAAUCAGAAUUUGACAAUAAAUAAAUAGUGAUGUUCCAUCCAUAGAACUCUUAUAGAGAUCUUACAUUUAUAGAUGUACAUGAACUAUGAAGAAAUACAAAAUUACAAAGACAAUAUGUAUGAUGAUAAUACUCAUGACUAAUAAUAAGUGCACCUGAAUGUGCGAUCGCUUUACAAAUGCAUUCAUUAUCUCAACAAAUAAUUGUGAUAUUAUUGUGCUUUUAUUUAAUUAUAGUGUCACAAAUUAUUAUCAUAUAAGUAAUAUAUACUACAUAAUAUUAUUAUGAUACUAUAUAAUAAUAUAUUUUCUAUGUUAAUAUACAUUAUGUUAUCAAAUCGCUAUACUGAAAAAUAAAUACAUAAAUAUUUUAAGUAAAUCUACGUUAAAUAGAUUUAUAUAAAUGAAAAUGUAUUUUUUAUACAACAUAGGAUUGUCUCUCCGCUCUUAUGUUUCAAUUUUCCAUAAUUUAUUUUAAAAACUUGACAGCAAAAGCACAUAAUUUGCUUUAUAUGCUGUUAUUAAAUGUCAUACUUUAACACAAUUUAUAAUUCAUAAUGUUUUUUCGCACUCAAUACUUUCACAAACUGUUUUUAAAAUGUUGCAAUCGUUGACAACUGUCAUAGUCUGAUCGUUAAAAAGUAUGAUCGGCCUCAUUCAUAAGUAUCGUGAAAGUCACCUUACGGAUAAAUAACCUCAGAAAUAAACAUAUAAUGAAGCUUAUCAAAAAGCAAAUAAGCGGACAAAUAUAUAGAAGUUGUAAAUAAAAAACAUAAUAUAGUAUUUUAUCUGUUUCUUCGUAUGAACUUCGCAUAAACAUUUGUAUAAAUUAUACAAUUGUAAAAGUAUUAUGCUGUAUUAAGACCAUGUUAAAAGAGACCAUAAUAACAAUAAUGCCUAAUUUGAAA